UCCACUUUAACAUUCGGUUGCGCGCCGUUGUACGAGACGGUCGCACAAUUUUCGUGCCAUAAACAUCGUAACUUUUUCAUUUAUUUACAACGUCUAAACGCAUCAGACGCAACACCUCGAAUACGAACCCUUCAACUGCCCAAUACAAUUAGAUAGUUCAAACAAACCAACAACUAAAUAACCGAAUAGCUGCCAAAUAUCCCGUACACGCACACGCGUGCAAGCACACACACACACAGACGAUGGGAUCAACGGGAUCCCAAACGGCCGCGACGUUGCGGCAGCGACACGCGCUGUCGCUGCUCUGGCGCCUCUUCGCCGUUGUCCUCGUUCUGAACGCCUGCCAUGUACCGCUGCUGAAUGCCAAGCAAAUCUCGAGCUUCGAUGACAAUGAAAAUAUGUUCUUCGAUGUGGAGGAUCAGACGCCAUUCACGGGGUCGGACAAUUUGCAACCGUAUGCGCCUUUGAUCGAUGACAACGCCGUGGAGGGCAAUUGGUUCCAUCAGGGCGUUAAGCGCGUGCGUCGCGAGCUGACGCGGCUCUUUGGCAGCGACGAUGUCCACCACAGGCAGAAGCGCGCCAAGAAGCCGGCCAUGAAGAAGCGACUGACCAAGCGGCAGAACCGAUUGAUGACCCGCAAACGGGCCUCCGAUGAUUACGAGAGCGAAAUCGGCUCAGGCACCUAUGGCGUGGAUACCGUUGUAUACCGCACACGAUUCACCGUCAACGAGCCGUACUCGAACGACUUCAGUGAUAAACAGAGCGAGCAUUUCCUCAAUCUGACCGAGGAGAUCGGCCUGGGACUGCGCCAUCUCUUCCGGCGCAGCUACGAGAACGACGACGACGAAGUGGAUUUGCGCAGCACUCUGUUGCAAGUCGGGCCUACGAACGAUAAGUACAAGAGCUAUGUGAUUGUCAAUCUGGAGAUACCCACCGAUGUGGUUGACUUUGAGAGUAAGCUGCGCCAGCAGCUGCAGAACUAUAACCGCAUUGGCAACCAGAGCGCCUCCCUGGACGAUGACUUCUAUUUCCGUUUAACAUUGGAUAACCAGUGCAGCAAUAUUCAGGAAUUUGAUAAUGAAGAGUUUACCUGCGAGUCCGGCGAAGUAGAGAGCAUCCCCUGUGCGAACAUAUGCAAUCAGCGUGCCGACUGCGACGAUAACUCGGAUGAGAAUGAGGAGAUGUGCCUGAGUCGUCGUUAUCCCAAUCCCUAUGCACGCUCAAAAGACGUACAGGCUUCGGCCUACCCGGAUGUGGAUAAUGAUGCUGACAAUGAUGUAGAUACAGUUGAUGCGGAUGCCGAUGCCGAUGCCGAUCAAGAGGACGAUUUGGAUGGAGAUGGCGACGUGGAUGCCGAUGCCGACCUGGAUGAAUAUCCAUGCUUGUCACUGGAUCAACCUUUCCAGUGCAUCAGCGGUCGCCCGUAUCAGAUCUUAUGCGCAGACAUAUGCAACGGCUACAACGACUGCGAAGAUGGCUCCGAUGAGAACCAGGAGAUGUGCGAUCGCCGCAGUGAUCCAGGUGCCUACAACCCAAAUGCCAUCGACUGUGAGGAGGAUUUCCAAUGUGAGUCGGGUGACAAGUUGAGCACAUCCUGCCACAAUGUCUGCAAUGGCCGCGCCGAUUGCGAUGAUGGCUCCGACGAGGAUCCCAGUCGCUGUGCCCGCCGCAACCCACAGACCGCCAGCAGCGAUUCCGGCGAUCAACGGAAUGAUCACUGCACCAAAGACGAGUUCUUCCAGUGCCGCAGUGGCAGCAUACCGAAUAUACCCUGUUACGAUGCCUGCAACGGCAAGGCUGACUGUGACGAUGGCUCCGAUGAGAGCCCCGAUGUCUGUCGUCAAAAUGUUCAGCCCGAGCUCAGAUGCACCGGCGAGGGCGAGAAUCGAGUGUGCCAAUAUGUGCUCCCCAACAAGGAUCCUAACGCCCCUGAAACGCCUGAACCAACUGACGAGGAAGAUGGCUCCGGCGAACCAGAGUGCCGCGGGGAUGCGACUUUCUUCUGUUACCGCUCGAAUACGCGCGUCUGUGACGAAAUGAAAUGCGAUUUGAAAAAAGACUGUCCGAAUGGCGAAGAUGAGGAGGAUUGCCCCAAGGUUUGCACUGACGAAGAAUUCAAGUGCGACGAUAGCUGUUUGCCGCUGCAUAUGCGUUGCGAUGGCCGAACGCAGUGUAUUGAUCAGACUGACGAGGCUGGCUGCCCCCCUAAAGAUAUAGAGCAGCCCAAUACCGAUCAAGAUCAAGAUCAAGAUCAAGAUCAAGAUCAAGAUCAAGAAAAUGAGCAAGAACAAGAGCGAAAUCACGAUCGUGAUCAAAAUCCUGAGCAAGAUCCCGAACAAGAUCGCGAACAAGAUCGCGAACAAGAUCGCGAGCAAGAUCUCACACAAGAUCGCGAACAAGAGCGUGAACAAGAUCGCGAGCAAGAUCGCGAGCAAGAUCGUCUGCCCGAACCCGAGACCCAGCCACAGG
Drosophila hydei is the source of this 2469-nucleotide messenger RNA. Its product is annotated as serine-aspartate repeat-containing protein I-like. Lineage: Eukaryota; Metazoa; Arthropoda; Insecta; Diptera; Drosophilidae. The record is from RefSeq and is a predicted model, not a curated record. Gene Ontology annotation, molecular function: protein binding. Gene Ontology annotation, cellular component: plasma membrane. The transcript has 8 exons. The annotation marks the transcript as partial.